Molecule: messenger RNA, 3885 nt
Organism: Scophthalmus maximus (turbot)
Lineage: Eukaryota; Metazoa; Chordata; Actinopteri; Pleuronectiformes; Scophthalmidae
Exons: 5
Coding region: 1154-2629 (491 amino acids)
Biological process (GO): transmembrane transport; monocarboxylic acid transport
Molecular function (GO): monocarboxylic acid transmembrane transporter activity
Source: RefSeq, a predicted model, not a curated record
UGUUCAUCUUCGCACACCGAGGAGUCCACAGGAAAUGGGUUACAAAGGUCUGUCCAGCGGCUCGUGUGCAACAUAACGAGGCACAUUUCUCAACAUGCUGUACAACCCUUUGCAGUCCCUCUCUCUUUUUUCUGUUUCAGCAUAUCAUACAGUAUAUUAUCUGUUUGUGUGUGUGUGUGUGUGUGUGUGUGUUUGUGUGCUGCACCCUUUCACCUGGGUGAACCUGUUACGGCUGUUGCUUUUGCCAUUUGAGUGACACCCCUACUGCUUGGUGCUAGUCACAACGGGUAUGGUAGACAUAUGAUUUUGCAUGGAAUAACAAUGUGUGUACGGUCUGUGAAUUUUGUUGCGAUUCUUCCCUGACUUUAACUGCAAACUAGGGGUUAGGGGUUAUGAUCCGGAUUUUGCGCGCGGACCUCUUUCAAUCCAAUCACACAGGAAAUGGGUAAUCUCCAUUAUUUUUUAAAUCUUAAAAAAUCAUUUUAUUUUGUUUUUUUGUUUAAAGCAGAUUCUCAUGCAGUCUAUGUUGCUCUGUCUGCAUUGUGAGCAUUAUGUCUUUUUCAUCAUCUGAAAGAGGAAUUGAGCUUAAUCCUGUCAUGCACGGAGAACCUAAUCUGCUCGCAGUGACUGCGGCCCAGUGAGAUGACAAAUACAGAAGCUUAAGGGUUUUCACAGCGAAAUGCCUGCAAAUACCUGACUGUAUAGGCAGUUUAACCAGUUUUAGUGUUUUUUUAGUGUUUGGAUCAGUGCCAGUUGUGACGGAUGUGUGAAUUAAAAAAUAUGUUAAUGCAGACUUUCAUUAACUUUUAUGUAAGAAUUCAGAUUCAUUACUUAAGCAAAGUAAAAGUAGCUGAUACAAAUAUACUCCAUUACAAGUAAAAGUCUUCCAUUGAAAAUGGCACUUAAGUAAAAUACGUAAGCGUUACCAGCAAAAAUAAAAUGUUGUCAAACAUAUGAAAGUAGUGAAGUAGAAGAAAAUAACAAAUAUAUUGGUAAUACUGGUGUAAAAUACAAGUAUCUCCUGGAUUUCAGUGAGUGCAGUGAAUCUUUCAUAAUUUAAACUGGCAAAGUUUGCAAAUUGUGUUGAUUAUUGUGCAAAAGAUUUUGUUUCUCCCUAGACAUUUGACCACAGCAGAAACCAGUGCAGAUUGACAUGGACUCUCCCGGGGGGGUUCGGAGGAGGAGGGUAGCUGCGGCGCCGACAGCAGCCCCUGACAGCGGCUACGCCUGCUUCAUCUUACUCUCCUGCUUCUUAGUCUUCGGACUGACCUUUGGGGUCAUCAAGGCCUUCGGUGUCCUCUACGUCGAGAUACACAAAUAUUUUGAAACCACAGCAACGGGAGCAUCGUGGAUCACCUCGAUCGCCGUGGCCACCAUUCACAUUGUCGCUCCUGUAGCUUCUGCUCUGAGUGCUCGCUACAGCCAUCGCUCCGUGGUGAUAGCGGGUGGACUGAUUUGCAGUUUAGGAGUCGUGAUUGGGUCUUAUGCUUCUAGCCUGACUGAACUCUACUUAACCGUGGGGUUCCUGAAUGGUUUUGGCUAUGCGUUAACCUGGACCCCCACAGUGACAAUGCUUGGCUUGUACUUUGAGAAGAGGCGUCCGAUGGCCAACGCCUUGUCCAGCGCCGGAGAGUGCAUCCUUACCUUUGUCCUCACACCCCUGUUCCAGCUGUUGAUCGACACCUACUCCUGGAGGGGUGCUCUGCUGAUCCUCGGAGGUCUGCAGCUCAACCUGUGUGUGUGCGGGAUGCUGCUGAGGCCGCGAAAAGCCACCGCAGGUAGGACCUGUGUCGGUGGCGGCGUGGCAGAGGAGACGGAGGAGCCGGGAGCCUCUGAGGGGUCCGAUCAGGGCACAGUCCAGAUAUGUCUUGAAGACCCCGGGGAGAUACCUAAUUCGGAAGACUCCAAGUGCAGGGGGACUAAGGGAGCGGAAAUAAGGACCAAAAUCCUUCGCUACGUAGAUUACACCCUCAUCACUAAUGCUCAGUUCAUGGUCUACUCCAUGUUCGGGCUGUUUGCGGCGCUGGGUUUCUUUGCUCCAGCUCUGUUCCUGGUCCCCUACGCUCGCAGUAAAGGAAUCGAGGAGUACCAGGCGGCUGCGCUCAUGUCCAUCUCUGCAGUGCUGGACCUGAGUGGCAGGGUGCUCUUCGGCUGGGUGGCAAACCUGAGACUGGUGGAGACGAUGCAGCAGCUGACGGCUACAGUGAUUCUGCUGGGCACCGUGUUACUCCUCUGCCCGCUGACCUCCUCGUUCGCGGAGCUGGCGGCCUUCAGCGCGGCCUAUGGCCUCGUGUACGGCGCCACGGUCGCCGUCCACAUCACCGUGCUGGCCGAGGUCGUGGGCGCUCACAGGCUCGGCAGCGCACUGGGGUUCUUCAUGCUCAUACGCAGCAGCGGAGGCCUGCUCGGACCGCCCGUUGCUGGAUACUUUAUUGAUCAGGGGGAAAAUUACGGGAUGGGUUUCGUCAUGGCGGGAGUGUCUCUCAUCGUCUCCGCCCUGUUCCUGCUCCUCCUCCAUCAGAUGACUCGCAGGGGUCAGGGGUCAACCGCCAAGAGUCACGAUAUGCACACGGACACAAUGGGAAGAAGCCUCGGAGGUGAUGAAGUCAAAGAGCCGGGCGUGAAAUGAAAGAUGACUUCUGUUGGAGGAUGGAGAUAGAUCUCAAGAAAUAUGGGAUGGUUUAUGAUAAAGACUAUUUUGAUGGAGAAAUUCAGGGUCAGUGGGGAAAAAAAAAAAAAUGUCAUGCAAAGAAUCAUCUGCAGGGUCAACUGGCCAUGUGGAUGGUUUGGGGUCUCUGUGCUUGCAGGAAAUUGUGCAACUAAUGAAUCGGACAGUUUGCAGACGAUCUCACACCUCACACUAUUUGUCUUUGGCCGGUGGGAGGAAGCCAGAGUACCCGGAGAGAACCCAGACAAACACGGGGAGAACUUGCAAAGGCUCUGGUUGGUUCAAACCAGGAUUUGAACCAAGAACAUUCUUGCUGUGAGUCGACAGUGCUAACCACCACAUCACCGUGCCGCCCCUUGUUUUAGUUAUUUAUUAAUAAUAGAGUCUAACCAAGUCAAUAUUGUUGUAUAACUUCGAGAUAUUGUUUGGAAGGUUUUGGAGGGGUUUUUUCUAAGUCAAGUGGAUAAAUAUUAAUGACGUGGGAAAGGUGUUGCUUUUCCCUCCAUUGAGAAACAUUAACCUCAACCACCAUUGCCCUCCGGACUCAAAAUGUGAAAUCCAAUGGAUUUCUAUCAAAAUCACAAGUUCAGAAGUUGAUUCAAAAAGGCAACAACUUCUUUUAUAUGUGCCGCGUGACAGUCAAUCUUCUCAUCCUUUAUUGCGCGAGUACCAUGCAAGGAUGAAGGCUGGGCCGCACACUGUGGCUGUGUGGCUCCCUCCAGUGAGAAGAUAAUGAUGCUGCAUUUGCAACCUCCACAGCUGCAGGGCUGCGCUGCAACGUGUAGAUGAAUGCAUGAUGCUAUACCACAGGAAAUGUGAGAAUAUCAGGGAAUUCACUUAUAAAAACAAAAUUGCAAUAAGGUGCACAGUUGUUGUUUUUGAUUAUUAAAACCUAAACAAAACAUGUGAAGUGUGCUCCUUUUAGUUUUAGCACAAGCACAAAUUUUAAUCAGCCCCACAAGGGAACUGAAGUGUUUAAUUAUGCAGCUUAAACAUCCAAAUAAGCUCUAAAUGCUUCGACGAAUUUCUCUCAGAGUUGUGUCCCGGUGUAGCACCGAGACCGAGCGAGAAUCUGCUGCAGAAUGUUUGGUAUGUGCAACCCGCGUGAAAACUAGCUUUCAUAACCCCCGGACCGAUAACGAGAGCAACCAGACAAAACAACAACCCCAUGUCAAUGCAAAUAUAACAAGAAUAAAUAAACAUGUCACUCUCGAUAA